Molecule: messenger RNA, 3804 nt
Organism: Charadrius vociferus (killdeer)
Lineage: Eukaryota; Metazoa; Chordata; Aves; Charadriiformes; Charadriidae
Product: sperm-associated antigen 5-like
Exons: 30
Coding region: 1-3804 (1267 amino acids)
Biological process (GO): regulation of attachment of spindle microtubules to kinetochore; protein phosphorylation; cell division
Molecular function (GO): ATP binding; protein kinase activity
Source: RefSeq, a predicted model, not a curated record
AUGGCUCUGGCGCCCGUGUCACUGUGGUACAUCACCCCAUGUCACCUGAUGUGCACCUACUGCAGCACCGGAGACCUUCACGCACUGUGGCGUGCCGCCGGGUGCUUCGCCGAGGCCACCGUCCGCCUGUUUGCUGCCGAGCUGGUGCUGGUGCUGGUGUAUCUCCAUGACCUUGGCAUCGUGCACAGAGACGUGAAGAUGGAGAACAUCCUCCUGGAUGAGAGAGGACACCUCAAGCUCACAGAUUUUGGCCUCUCCCGGCACCUGCGGUGGGGCGAGCGAGCCCACACCAUCUGUGGCACCCUGCAGUACAUGGCUCCAGAGGUGCUGAGCGGGGGGCCCUACAGCCACGCAGCCGACUGGUGGUCCCUAGGAGUGCUGCUCUUUGCCCUGGCUAGUGGGGAGUUCCCUGUGGCACCAGCGGGGGACCACGUGGCCAUGCUGGAGCGUGUCAAGCAGACCAGCUAUGAGAGCCCACCUACGGUCAGCCCUGCGCUGGCCCGGCUGCUCGCCGAGCUGCUGUGCCACAACCCCCUGCACCGUCUGCGCUACCUCCACCACUUCCAGGGCCACCCCUUCUUCCGUGGGGUGGCCUUCGACGCUGACCUGCUGCAGAAGGACCCGGACCAUGACUGUGCCACCCCAGUGUCCUGCACCCCCAGGCCCCCUCGGACUACCGCCCUGGGGCCCAGAACCUCAGAUACCCCUGGGAACGCCACCUUGAAGCCUGGUGCCCCCGAGCCCCCCAGCAAUCCCAGCCUGGUGGCCGGUAUCCUGGAACCCCCCAGCAGCACCAGCCUGGAGCCCCCUGGCAGUUCCACUCCAGGGCCCACCACCCCAGAUCUCCCCAGCAACACUGUGCCAGCUGCCCCGUGCAGCCCCGUCCCAGGACCCAGCACCCCUGAGCCCCCCGGCAGCCCUGUGCCAACCCCAACGUGCAGCUCCAUCCCACUGCCCAGCACCCCGGAGCCCCCCAGCAGCACCGUGCCAGCUGCCCCGUGCAGCCCCAUCCCAGGACCCAGCACCCCUGAGCCCCCCGGCAGCACCGUGGCAGUCCCCAUGUGUAGCUCCAUCCUGGGGCCGUGCACCCCAGAUCCCCCCGGCAGCACCGUGCCAGCCCCCACGUGCAGCCCCAUCCCACUGCCCAGCACCCCGGAGCCCCCCAGCAGCACUGUGCCAGCUGCCCCGUGCAGCCCCGUCCCAGGACCCAGCACCCCUGAGCCCCCCGGCAGCCCCGUGCCAGCCCCCAUGUGUAGCUCCAUCCUGGGGCCGUGCACCCCAGAUCCCCCCGGCAGCACCGUGCCCGCCCCCACGCGCAGGCAGCCCCGUGGCAGUCGCCAUGCCACCAGCGUCACCCCUGUGUCCACUGUGGCCACCGGCACCAGCAUCACCCCCAUGCCCACUGUGGUCACCGGCACCUUCAUGACCCCUCGGGAGCUACAGGAGAGGAGCACGAACACGUCCGUGGGUGGCCCCCCCUGCGCCAAGGACAGCGCUGCUGAAACGGACUCCCUACUCUGGCACUGUCCCCGGGAGCAGCUGAAGUCCCUGCCGCGGGCAGAGCUGGAGGGGCGGCUGGAGAGCACCCUCAUCAUCAUGGAAGCCCUCUCCCUCCGGCUGCGCCACUGGCAGGAGAGCCAGCGGCUGCUGGCCGGCGUGGGGCCGGCAGAGCAGAGGGACGCGCUCACGCAGACGGAUGUCACCCACCCCAAAGGGAGCGCCUGGAGCAGGCAGUGCGCCUUGUUUCGGGAUCUCGCAGAUGCCGCCUUUCAGAGUUUGCAGGAUGAGCAGGGAGAGCAGGCGAGGACCCUGGUGUGGCGGUGCCGGGCCAUGCUGGAGAGCGUGCCCGGCAAGCUGCGGAGCUGCCUGGAGGAGCGGGAUGCCAUGAGGCAGCGAGCGGAUGAAGCCCUCCGAGCCAAGGAGGAGGGAGAUCGCUUCCUGGAGGCCUUCCGUGCCCAUGCCAGUGCCCAGAUCAGCGCCCGUGACCAGAGCCUGGCCUCCCAGCGAGAGCUGGGCACGCUGCUGGUGGACACCAUCGACAAGCAGGCAUCCCUGGCUGCCGAGGCUCAGUCUUUCCGGGAAUUCAUAGAUGUCACCUUUGAAAACCUGGAGGAGGAAAGGAGAGCCCUGGACACAGAGCGGGUGGAGGUGAGGACCCUGGUGUCACGGUGCCGGGCCGUGCUGGAGAACGUGCCCGGCAAGCUGCGGGGCUGCCUGGAGGAGCGAGAUGCCAUGAGGCAACAAGCGGAUGAAGCUCUUCAAGCCAAGGAGGAGGUGUCCUGCCAGCUGGAGGAGACCUCAGUGGCCCUGCGGGAUGCGGUGGCUCAGCUGGAGCAGCUGACGGUGGCCAACUCGCGCCUCAGCACAGACUUGAGCUCCCUGAUGACAAAUUUGGCCAACCUGGAGCAGGAGCGGGAUGCGCUGCAGCAAGAGAAUGAGAAGCAGUGGGAGGAGAUGGCCCGGCUGGCGCAGCAGCGGGACGCCCUGCAGCGGGAGUGCAAUGGGCUGUUGCAGGAGCUGCGGGAGGCGACCGAGUGCCGGGAGUUCCUCGACCAGGAGAACCGCAUGUCCCGCACACAGCUGCUGGAGGUGGAGGCCAAGCAGAAGUCCUCGCUGGCCGCCCUACAGGAGCGCAACCUGCAGUAUGAAGAGCUGAUGGACUCCCACCAGCGCCUGCGGGAGGAGCAGGUUGCCCUCAGCCAGGAGCUGGAAAGCACCAAGGCCGAGCUCCGCGACUUGCAGCUCAAGAGGGACAAAGUCUCCUGGUGCUCCACAGACAUCACCGAGAGCAAGAUGCGGCUGCAGGAGCUUGCCGACUGCCUCAGGGCUGCUCUGCAAGAGGAGGAUGACGAUGUCCCAUCGAGAAGCAGAGCCUGGACCCCGGCUCCACGGACACCAAGCUGGCAGACACCCCACCGUGCCUGGACCCCAGCAUGCCGCACGCCGGCAUGCCGCACCCCGUACCGCGCCGGAGACUCCUUCGUGGGCAGCGUCCUAAAAGCGGUGUCGGGGAAAGACGCUGAUGAAGCUGCCGGAGGUGGGAGUGCAUUUACCAGGGACAAACCUGCUUCUACACCAAAGCCAACAGUGCCCGAGGAUGGUCUGCUGGAGAGCGUGAAGGAGCUGAGAGCAGUGGUCUCCGACCUCGCCAUGCUGAGUUGCCGCAUCCAGGAACUGGCUCAGCCCCGCUGUCCUCUUCUCAGUUCCAACCUGCAGCUCCAGCUGGAGACAGUGACAGCCGAGAGCCAGGAGAAGAUGGAUGCCCAGGCUGUCACCAUCGCCAAGCUGAACAAGGCGCUGAGGGGCAAGCUAGAGAAUGAGAAGGAGCUGCAGGUCGUGGUGAAACAGCAGGAAGAGAAGAUGCUGCAACUCAUCGACAAGAGCGGGGAGGUCACGAGGCUGAAGGGAGAGGUCUCCCAGCUGAAGCGCUCGCUCCAGCGUGCGGAGACAGAGGCCAAGGUGCUGUGGGAGGAGAUGCGUGGGCAGGAGCCCAAGGUGGACGCUACCUACGUCCAGGAGCGAGUCCUGCUGCGGCAGGAGGUGGACAAACUGCGUCUGCUGCUCCUGGAGAAAGAGGAUGAGAAUCUGCUGCUCUCUGACAAGUACCAGGAACAGGUCCGAGGGCUGGAGCUGAGGCUCCGUCACGCUCAGAAAGUUCUGAGGACCCACGAGGAGAUGCAGGAGAAGAUGAAAGAGGUCCUGUCGGCUGUCCCUGACGUGGCAGCGAGCUGCCAGGAGCUCCCCAGCCUGCUGCGGGGCCGGACGCGGGCCGGGGGCGGAGGGGAGCCUGGGGAGCCGCUAUAG